Camarhynchus parvulus is the source of this 1725-nucleotide messenger RNA. Its product is annotated as RAS guanyl-releasing protein 2-like. Gene Ontology annotation, biological process: Ras protein signal transduction; positive regulation of GTPase activity. Lineage: Eukaryota; Metazoa; Chordata; Aves; Passeriformes; Thraupidae. Gene Ontology annotation, molecular function: guanyl-nucleotide exchange factor activity; calcium ion binding. The record is from RefSeq and is a predicted model, not a curated record. Gene Ontology annotation, cellular component: plasma membrane. The transcript is spliced from 13 exons.
AUGAGCAGCUCCCUGGACCUGGACCGAGCGCCCACCCUGGACGAGCUCCUGCGGGGCUGCGUCGAUGCCUUCGACGCGCAGGGGAAGGUUCGGGACCCCCAACUCGUCCGGCUCUUCCUGGCCACGCACCCCUGGUACCUGCCCCAGGCCGAGGUGGCCGCGAAGCUGCUGAGCCUGUAUCCUUCCCCCAGUCUCCAGAGACCCCCCCCUAACCCUUCCUUGGGACCCCUUGGGGACCCCCCCGAGUUUUGGGGUCCCCCCUGAGCCCCCCCUUUCCCCUCCCCCCCCAGGUACUGGGUCCGGGCGUUCCCGCGGGAGCUCUCGGGGGACCCCCAAGUUUUGGGGCGGCUGCGGGAAUUGGGGGCGGCGCUGGGGGGAGACCCCCAAAAAACCCCCCUGGGGCUCGAGAGCCUCCUGGAGGAGGAAGGUGACGAUGAUGAGGCCGAAGGUGACGAUGAUGAGGCCGGAGGUGACAAAAAUGGCGGGGGUGUCCCCGGGGGGGUCGUGGCCCCCCCCCGCGCGCGGUUCUCGAUGCUGCUGGAGCCGCUGGAGCCCCCGGAGCUGGCGCUGCUGCUGACGCACCUGGAGCACCGCGGGUUCGGGCGGCUGCGCCUCCGGGACAUUCGCGCCUUCGCGCGCUCCGCGGGCACCUCGAGCUCUCCCGCUCUCCGCCGCUUGGUGGCGCUGUCCAACGGGCUCUCGCGCUGGGUGCAGCUGCGCGUGCUGCGCCCCCUGGCGGCGCCGCAGAGAGCGGCAGCGCUGGGGCAGUGCCUGCACCUGGCCCAGAGCCUCCUGGAGCUCCGCAACUUCAACUCCCUCCUGGCCGUGGUCGGGGGGCUCGGCCACGGCUCCAUCGCGCGCCUGCGCCGGACCCUGGCGCUGCUGGACCCCCCCCUUAUCCAGCUGUGGGCACAGCUGGCCGAGGCCGUGGGCUCGGGGGGGAACUACCGGGGCUACCGAGCGCUGCUGGGGGGCGCGGGGGGCGCCGGUGGGUUCCGGGUGCCGGCGCUCGGGGUUCACCUGCGGGACCUGGUGUCGCUGGAGGCGGCGCUGCCAGACUGGGGGCGCCCGGGACGCCCCCACCCCAACAAACUGCGAGCCCGGUUCGCCCUGCAAGGGGCGCUGCUGGCGGGGCGGGAGCAGGGACCCCCCGGGACCCCCCACCCCGACCUGCUCCGGCUGCUGGAGGUGUCGCUGGCGCUCGGGCCCAGCGAGGAGCAGCUCCACCAGAUGUCGCUGCAGCGCGAGCCCCGCGAGAGCGCCCCCGCCGGGCCCCCCCCGGAGCUGCCCCCCGCCCUCCCCCCCGAGCGCUGGGUGCUGCCCGAGCCCCCCCGGCCCGACCCCGAGGGGCUCCGGCCCCGCCUCGAGCAGCUCGUGGAGUCCAUUUUCCGGAACUUCGACGUGGACGGCGACGGGCGGAUCUCGGUGGAGGAAUUUGGAAUCGUGCGGGAAAACUUCCCCCACCUGCCCCCCCUGGGGGAGCUGGACACCGACAUGGACGGGGGGCUCAGCCGGGGGGAGGUCCUGGAUUAUUUCCUGCGCUGCAGCCAAGGACCCCCCCCGGGACCCCCCCAUAAUUUUCGGGGGCUGCGGGGGCUUCGCGCGGGGCCCUGCGAGACCUGCGGGAAACUGAUUUGGGGUCUGCACAAGGAUGGGAUGGAGUGCAGCGACCCCCCCGAGGAGAACGAGGAGGAUGAGGACGGAGUGUUUGACACCCACCUGUGA